AGCCAUAAUAAACCUUAAGGAAAUGAAAGAGGAGUUCAACAUGGCAACACCAUCCUCCCAGUGAGACCGCCUCCAACCCUACGAGGAUGAACCAAUCAGACGAGGGAGACAGCACAGUUGUAUUUACAUGAAAACUAUAUAAUGCAAGCGGCUUUACAUACGGUUGUACGAGAAAUCGUUGGUCAUCGCUAAAGAGAAAAAUGCCUGAACCCGCAAAGUCCGCGCCCAAGAAGGGCUCUAAGAAAGCCGUGACCAAAACCGCAGGUAAAGGCGGAAAGAAGAAGAGAAAGACCAGAAAGGAGAGCUACGCAAUCUACGUCUACAAGGUUCUGAAGCAGGUCCACCCAGACACUGGGAUCUCUUCCAAGGCCAUGAGCAUCAUGAACUCCUUCGUUAAUGACAUAUUUGAACGCAUCGCCGCUGAGGCCUCUCGUCUGGCUCAUUACAACAAGAGGUCCACCAUCACCUCCAGGGAGAUCCAGACCGCUGUGCGCCUCCUGCUGCCCGGUGAGCUGGCCAAGCACGCCGUGUCUGAGGGCACCAAGGCUGUGACCAAGUACACCAGCUCCAAGUAAAAUGGACCAAACCUUCAAUAUAAACCUUAUGGCUCUUCUAAGAGCCACCCACUGCUU
Sphaeramia orbicularis (orbiculate cardinalfish) is the source of this 632-nucleotide messenger RNA. RefSeq names its product histone H2B 1/2-like. The record is from RefSeq and is a predicted model, not a curated record. Bases 201 to 575 code for a protein of 124 amino acids. Gene Ontology annotation, molecular function: protein heterodimerization activity; DNA binding; structural constituent of chromatin. NCBI's taxonomy places the organism in Eukaryota, Metazoa, Chordata, Actinopteri, Kurtiformes, Apogonidae. Gene Ontology annotation, cellular component: nucleosome. The transcript has 2 exons.